This is a messenger RNA of Rhipicephalus microplus (southern cattle tick), 1222 nucleotides long. RefSeq lists its product as uncharacterized. NCBI's taxonomy places the organism in Eukaryota, Metazoa, Arthropoda, Arachnida, Ixodida, Ixodidae. The record is from RefSeq and is a predicted model, not a curated record.
CUUAGCAUUUCAGCUGCUGUAGUGCGGUAACUAUAGGCGUCCACCAAAAUUUUCAGUCGAUUGUCUGGUCGUUUUCAUUGAAAGUCGUGGCACAAAGCCUACAACAUCGACCGUUUUUUCAUGGAUAGCCGAAAUGAAAACAUCGCCUCGAGCAGCAGUGGCUCUGCUUCACAGACUCUGAAAGGCAGUCGUGUUCCUGGAGGGCAGCAGCACUCUACAUCUCAUCCUCUAGACACACCCACACCCCCAGAGGACGAACAUGGACAAACCACGGCGUUAGCACAGCGUGAACAACCAUUGCAGCAGGUGGAGUCUUUGGCAGACACAAAGUGCAGAUCACGUAGCAGUCCAUCAAUAUACUUCCAAUCGAAUGCCAGCGGUUGCAGCCGUGAGAUCGCCAUGGUGCACCACCCCUCUACCGCGCCUGCCGUGCCCCAGGACCUUAUGCGCGAGCCACUUUCGAACGAAUUUGCAGAUUGCCACAUCGAGUUAGCCUCCCGGCGGAUAGGUCUCAUAAGGGCGACUCGCAGCCGCGCUGUGGCGGAGGGCCAUUUAUUUCAUCCCGUUGACGCGGCCAGAGCGGCUGCAGCACUACAACUUCAAGAUCUGCAGAAAAUUGAAACGGAAAGCAUUGCAACAGUCUCCGAAAAUCCUCGCGGUCAUCCCAGAGGACUCAGCACGGGGAGGGAGUCUAUUACUGCUGGAAACACUGGCACCGAUCGUAGUUCGCGGACUGUUGGAAGACGCACUGACGCAGGUAGUAUGAACAGAUCUUACUACACAGACGAGGACGACAUGCCGAUGCAGUACCUUUCCUUCGAAUGCGUAGGCCACUACCUCUCUCCGGUGCGUGAAUGCUACCGGAGGUACAAACUUGCGGUUAUUUGGCUUACUGCCGUCGUUGGGGCCGUGCUUGGCUUCGUUUUACUCGGUUUGCUUAUUCAGUACAUCCGUCAUCGAAAUCGAGGGCUGUCCACCGAGUCGAAAGCCGAGACCUCUACGGAGUUUCCAAUUGACUACUACAAACAUCCUCCGUACAGGAUGCCUUCCUAUUUGUGCGACGGUGGGUGUUCCUAAGAAGCCUACAGCGCCAAUAGUUCAUUUUUAAGUCGCCCUUGUUUUUCGACGGCAAUAAUGUUUUGAGAAGCUGGCUGUGCAUGUCUAUUUUCUUAUGUACAAUAUUGACACUGGUUUGAAUAAACCAUCAUUGAAACCCAUGGCA